AUGGUCGGAACUCUUAUUCUCACGCGUCACGGUCAAUCAGAAUGGAACAAGCUGAACCUUUUCACUGGUUGGAAGGAUCCCGCUCUCACGGAGCUCGGUGAAGCGGAGGCCCUGAAGGGUGCUGAGGAGCUCAAGAAAGCUGGCUACACCAAGUUUGACCAAGCUUUUACGUCAGACUUGCAGCGUGCUCAGAAGACGCUCCAGAUUCAGCUCAAAGCCAUUGGUCAGGAGGGCAUUUCUAUCACCAAGGAUCAGGCCUUGAACGAGCGUGACUACGGUGAGCUCACGGGUCUUAACAAGGAUGACGCCCGUAAGAAGUGGGGUGAGGAUCAGGUGCACAUCUGGCGCCGCUCGUUCGACGUGCCUCCACCAGGCGGUGAGUCGCUCAAGCUCACGGCCGACCGUGUGCUUCCAUACUACCGCGAGCACAUCCUGCCGCUUGUGAAGGCUGGCAAGUCGAUCCUCGUGACGGCCCAUGGCAACUCGCUCCGCUCUCUGAUUAUGGACCUGGAGCACAUGUCUGGUGAGGAGAUUGUUAAGACCGAGCUCGGUACCGGUGUGCCUAUUGUCUACAAGAUCGAUGAAGAAGGCAAGGUGCUCGACAAGCAGAUCCUCCAGUAA
Molecule: messenger RNA, 621 nt
Organism: Malassezia restricta
Lineage: Eukaryota; Fungi; Basidiomycota; Malasseziomycetes; Malasseziales; Malasseziaceae
Product: 2,3-bisphosphoglycerate-dependent phosphoglycerate mutase
Exons: 5
Coding region: 1-621 (206 amino acids)
Biological process (GO): glycolytic process
Molecular function (GO): intramolecular phosphotransferase activity
Source: RefSeq, a predicted model, not a curated record